Drosophila kikkawai is the source of this 1489-nucleotide messenger RNA. It is a transcript of the gene Pex7, whose product is annotated as Peroxin 7. Lineage: Eukaryota; Metazoa; Arthropoda; Insecta; Diptera; Drosophilidae. Gene Ontology annotation, cellular component: cytosol; peroxisomal matrix. Gene Ontology annotation, biological process: protein import into peroxisome matrix. Gene Ontology annotation, molecular function: protein binding. The record is from RefSeq and is a predicted model, not a curated record.
ACCCUCAAGAACUCCCAUAACGAGCAAUCCUUACACAAAGAACCUCUUUGGAUAUUCAACCGAGACGAGAAAAACGUUAAAAGUCCAAAACAAAAUGCAGACUCAAACACACACCACCACAGACCGACAUGGCUAUAGCCUGCGCUUUUCGCCUUUCGAGGCGAACUACUUGCUGCUGGCCACCAGCCAAUUGUACGGUCUUGCGGGCGGUGGCUCUCUCUUUUUGCUGGAACAGAACUCGACCACUGCAGAUGGCCAGAGCCUGGGGGAACUGUGCCGUCUGGAGUGGUCCGAUGGCCUGUUCGACGUCGCCUGGUGUCCCUAUGCGCCCGACAUCGCGGCCACUGCCUCCGGUGACGGUUCUUUGCAGAUCUGGUGCGGCCUGGACGCGGAGUCGGCGACGGGACAGCAGACGCCGAAGCAGCCGCUAAUCUGCCUGCAGGAGCACAAGAACGAGGUGUACAGCCUGGACUGGGGCGAGAAGUGGAACUACCACACGCUGCUCUCGGCCAGCUGGGACUGCACCUUGAAGCUGUGGGACUGCAACCGGCAGCACUCGAUCACCACCUUCGUGGGCCACCACGACCUGAUCUACGGCGCCAAGUUCUCGCCUCUGAUUGCCAAUCUGUUUGCUAGCGUAAGUACCGACGGACACCUUAACUUAUGGAACUCUCUUGACUUUGCAGGCAAACCCCUGAUGAGCAUCGAGGCCCAUGCCAGCGAGGCGCUCACCUGCGACUGGUCGCACUUCGAUCGCAACGUUCUGGUGACUGGAGGAUCCGAUGGCCUAAUCCGUGGAUGGGAUCUGCGCAAGAUGAGGACCCAUGUCUUUGAGCUGUACUCCGGGGAGUUCGCCGUCCGGCGAUUGGCCUGUUCACCGCACUCGAGCGCGGUUUUGGCAUCGGCCAACUAUGACUUUACCACAAGGAUUUGGAACCUGGAGCGUGGGGAAUCCGCCCAGGAGAUCAAUGCCCACCACACGGAGUUUGUGUGUGGUUUGGACUGGAAUCCGCAUCGGGCCCACCAGCUGGCCGACUGCGGCUGGGACUCUCUGGCCAGCGUGUACACGCCACAGUGCCUGAUCGGCGAGCUGGCCUAGGAUGGAAGAAGUUUUUGGAAGCUGGAACUGGUACUCCAUAAAUACCGCAACCACAUGUGAUAUAAGGCGCAAGUGGCGUCGAAAUAGCCAGGCCUACAAACGGUGCACCGCCAGGAAGGACGAUAGCUGAGCUAUACAAUGCCUCUAAGGAACCCAAGGAACAAGGACUGCCUCCAGGUGGGGACAGGAGACAGGAGACAGGAGACGACGUGUAAAUAGUCGGGUGAUAAACGAUGAAGCAGGUGCUGCGAAUGUCAAUAAAAGCUUACACAUAUUAUAAAGAGGAUCACGUGAAUUAUAUAUAUGUAUAUAGGAAUGGGGCCCAGCUCCGAUCCGCUGCCUGUUAUUAUGCCCUUCACAAUAAAUUUCUUGGCCGCUGGCUAUAAUUUA